AUGGAUAGAUUAUUAUCUCACAGUUUUUUGCUAAUUUCCAUUCUUUUGUUGUGUAAUUCCUUAUUGAGAUCAUUAGGAGCUGUCAGGUGCAAAGAUGGAGAAAGAGAAGCACUUCUCAAGUUUAAGGAAAAUCUUAAGGAUGAUUAUGAUCUUCUUUCAUCUUGGGGGCAAAGAAGAAGGAAGAAAGAGAUUGCUGUCAUUGGUUUGGAAUUGAGUGCCAAAACAGAUCUGGUCAAUGUUAUCGCGCUUGAUCUUACUCAUGAUUCCAUCUCAAGCAGUUCAAACUUCUCAAAUGCUUUAAGACCCUGGAUUUUGACAGGAAGUCUUCCAAAGGCAUGUUUCGGUAAUUUUACUGAAAUGAAGAAAGUUAGAGCCACAAUUGCAACCAUUUCUUAUUCCUACAUUAGCUCUCGUGGUCCAAGGGAAGGUGGUGAAAUUCCUAGAGAAAUCACUCGACUUCAUGUAUUGGUUUCCUUAAAUUUAUCGAGAAACAAUCUAAGCGGAGAGAUUCCUGCGAAGAUUGGUGACAUGAAAUCAUUAGAUGUUCUUGAUUUAUCGAGUAACCAUUUAUUUGGCCAAAUUCCUCAAAGCCUCGCCAUGAUGGAUCGGCUCGGUGUGCUGGACUUGUCGAAGAACAACUUGUGGGGUAAAAUUCCAACAAGCACUCAACUUCAAAGCCAUAAUGCAAGUGCAUACAUGGAUAAUCCUGGACUCUGUGGAGAUCCACUCCCUAGAAAGUGUCCAGGAGAAGAACAGUUCCCUUCCAAACCUACCAAAGAAGCUGUGGAUGAUCAAGAAGACGAAAACGAGUUUGUAAGCCGAGGAUUCUAUGUGAGUAUGGGAGUUGGAUAUGUUGUGGGAUUCUGGGGUGUUUGUGGAACAUUGCUCUUUAACAAAACAUGGAGAUUGGCAUAUUUCAAGGUGUUGAAUGAUUUGGCUGAUUGGAUUUAUGUAAUGGUAGCGGUGCGCAAGGCAAAGCUCCUGAGGACGUUUAAAAGCUUAUAG
Molecule: messenger RNA, 1005 nt
Organism: Ziziphus jujuba (common jujube)
Lineage: Eukaryota; Viridiplantae; Streptophyta; Magnoliopsida; Rosales; Rhamnaceae
Product: receptor-like protein EIX1
Exons: 3
Coding region: 1-1005 (334 amino acids)
Molecular function (GO): protein binding
Source: RefSeq, a predicted model, not a curated record